UUGCUAUGACGACGGCGUUGCAGCUCGUCUCUCUAAAGGCAUUCUCUAAUGAACUCUGUCGACAACAAAGACAACUCAUCACGAUAGAUAGCAGCCGUUGUAUGUGAAUUGUGCUUUUCAAACCCAUUUAAAAUGCUACAGGAUCCCAGAUGUCUUCUUCCUUUUAAUAUCACCAUGAAACACAUGAGUUAACUACAUAAUGGCGACCUUAAAAGAAGUGGAUCACACAACUGUGGAGGGAUCAGAGGAGCUUCCAACACAGGAGGACGCAGCUGGGGAUCAGACAAAAGAAAGGAGACAUGUCGAUUCACUUCUAGAUAUUAGUGAGGAGGAUUUCAUGAAAGAACAGGAGCCAUAUGAGUAUCAUUGUUACCCUGGUUGGGAAGAAGCUGUUCAUGGUUGGGCCAGAGUUGCUCCACUGAGCUGCAUACUUUUGACUCAGAAGAGGUACAGUAAACCAAUGCAUAAGGAGGCUGACAACCCAACCCCCUUGUCUGUUGACCCAACGAUCCCUGAGGCAGACAGCUCAGCCAGCAUUGGACAGCACUGCUGUGAGUCUCAUGUGCCUGUCCUCAAUGCAAUGCAGAAAACCACAUCAAAUAUACUCAAAGAAAAGAUAGGGGAGGAAGGGAUGCUCAGAGAGACCUCUUUGCAGCCUCACCAUCUCCCUUCAAAAUACUUGGAGAACAGGCCCACUAAGCCCGAGAAACACAGGCAUAGGCCUAAUGAUACAGUGGUUCCCAUUAAAAGCUUCACAUUUUUACCACCAAUUAAAUCACCACACCGGAGUCCUCAAAAAGUCAUCCAGCUCUGCAGUGGCAAGACGGCUCCAGGAGGAGAACCCAUAGAGGAAAAUGGUUUCAUGUUUGAUAAGAAGAGCGGGACGAGAGGAACAAGAGUGGACCCUAUUGCUAACCCAGAGCUUCCCACGUACUCUGCGGCCCUGACCUCCAAGUACCGGGCAUGUCAGCAUAACCUCCACUUGUUCUCUGCUGUGCAUGUUUCUAUCCCCAAGAGGUAUCAAGUACCGAUGUCUUCCAAACCUGACACAUUGCACCGCGCUAGCUACUCAACGGGCAAGAGCCUCACACAGGCCCUCCACUCCAGCACUGCAGCAGGUGCACAAGCCCAUACGCACCCCAGCAAGACUGUGUGUAUGUAGUAUGCUAGUGUCAUCUUAAACUCUCUUCUUCUUCUACCAAGUAAAAACAUGCUUUAUUUUA
Perca flavescens (yellow perch) is the source of this 1223-nucleotide messenger RNA. It is a transcript of the gene c1h16orf46, whose product is annotated as chromosome 1 C16orf46 homolog. The record is from RefSeq and is a predicted model, not a curated record. Bases 200 to 1162 code for a protein of 320 amino acids. Lineage: Eukaryota; Metazoa; Chordata; Actinopteri; Perciformes; Percidae. The transcript is spliced from 3 exons.